UUUCCAGGCUCAAGUUGCAGAUACUCUCUUCUCUUGCGUGAAAAGUCUCCGCCUCUCUUUUUUCAGGUCUCAUCUCCAUCUGGGUUUUCCAUGUUUUUUUGAGAAAUUUUGCUCUUUUUUUCAGAUGUGCAGAUAAUUAUGAUGGUUCAAGGAUUAGCCUUCUAAAUGUGUUCGGUGUAUUAUUUUGUCUUCGCACAGUAUCAUUUUGGGCCUGGUUGAUCAGUGAUUAGAUUCUGGUUCUUUGAUUAAUAUUUUAGAUUCAACUGAGGUGCUCAUAGUUCCUACUCGUUCACUGAGUUUUUCUAUGAAAGUGAGCUAAACUUCCCAUCUCUUUCAUGGAUAGUAAUCAGUUUGGUUCUAAUUGGGAUGAUGUGAUUUGUUCGAUAUGCUUGGAUUUUCCCCAUAAUGCUGUACUUCUGCAAUGUGCAUCAUAUAACAAAGGAUGCCGCCCCUUUGUGUGUGACACGGACCAUUUACACUCGAAUUGUCUCGAUCGUUUUAAAAAUGCACAUAACACUACUCCCCCAUCAACGUCUGAUGUAGUUUCUCCACUAAACACAGAACCAGUUGCACCAGAAGAUGAUUGCAAAUUAUGUUGUCCUUUGUGUAGAGGAGAUGUUAGUGGAUGGAAGGUGGUUGAUGAGGCCCGCAUACAUUUGGAUGAAAAGAAGCGUUAUUGUGAGGAAGAACAAUGUAGAUUUAUGGGCACAUAUUUGGAAUUACAACAACAUGCUCAGUUGGAACAUCCUCAUGCUCGUCCUUCAAAAAUCGAUCCAGCUCGACAACUUGAUUGGGAAAAUUUUCAGCAGUCCUCUGAAAUCAUCGAUGUCUUAAGUACCAUUCACUCAGAAGUUCCACGUGGGGUGGUGUUUGGAGACUACGUGAUUGAAUAUGGAGAUGAUGAAAGUGGAGACGAGUUUGAGGAUUUCCCCGGGGAUGAUGGCAAUUGGUGGACCUCUUGUAUCUUGUAUCAAGUGUUCGAUAAUUUUAGGAACUCAAGAAAUCGAAGGAGGUCAAGAAUUGGUGAUACAAGAAGGGGACAACGUCGUUCGAGUAAUGACUUGUCAAAUUCAGACGAUAGUUCUGUGGCCUCAGUAGAAUUUGCGGAGUACGGGGUAGAAGAAAUUGACGAUGAACUUGUGAGUACAAAUGUCUCUUCUAGAGGUAGUUCCAACCACAGGAGUUCCAGGAGACGUCGCUCCCGCUUUUACGACAACUAGCCACUAGUGUUGAAAAUGAGGCGGAGUUAAGGAAAUAGACGAACCAUUUAGACGUAGAAAAGUACUCAAAUUCAUGUUACAUUAUGUAAUGUUUAAACUUUUUGUUCUUACAUUAUGCUGGCUUCUUUCUUUCUUUUAUUUUUGUUUGGUUUCUUUUAUGGGGUUGUCCUAAGAUGUAUUCUGCUUACUCAUUAUAUUGUCAAAAUGGAUUGAAAGGCGCCAAACUGAUGAUAACUGAUGCUUUAGUUAGUGUACAGCUGAUCUAAAUUUUGUUCCUUUGUUUCAUUUAUCA
Molecule: messenger RNA, 1512 nt
Organism: Benincasa hispida (wax gourd)
Lineage: Eukaryota; Viridiplantae; Streptophyta; Magnoliopsida; Cucurbitales; Cucurbitaceae
Product: E3 ubiquitin-protein ligase, putative (DUF1644)
Source: RefSeq, a predicted model, not a curated record